AUGUUGGUAUUAUUAACAAAACUGUUUAUUUUGACUCGAAUAGUCAUCGCAAAUUCGAGCAACGAAGAACGCCUUCCGCCGCUAUGGAAUGAAGCGCCUUCUUCAAUUGCUGAUUAUCCCAUAGCUGCUGAUUAUGAAACUCAGAUUAUUGACCCGUGGUUGUAUUUGCACAGACUUGGCAUGUACAAAAUUCUCAUUGACACAACAACACCUCUCAUGCCGUUCUGUUCAUCGAACGAAACAAAUAUUCUGUUCGGCCUACCAAGUCAAUUCGGAUGGCAAUUCACUUCAAAUCGACUGUUUUCUAAUGGUACUCGAAAUGUCUCAACUGAUAGUUGGUGGGGUUCGGCUAACUACUAUUUAUCUGUUAUACCAUUUAUUGCUGCAGCUGAUGCAGGUGUCAUAAAUCAAGGUUCAUUUCGAAUUUUGCAACGAGAAAAUUUUUGCACGAAUUCCGAUGAAUGUUCCCGUCAAGUGCCCAAUGCUAUGAAUAAAUGGAGAAGUUUUUUUACGAAUCUAUUAAAUUCUUCGUUUUGUUUACACGAGAAAUAUGACGCUAGAAUAGUCGAUAAGUGCUACUUAGCACCCUUGUGGUCGGCACAUAUGGCGUCACUCGACGGUGGAUUACCACUUAUUGAAUCGAAAGUAUCUCUAUUGCCAUCGCACAUGGAACAACGUUUUGGUCUCAGUUGGGCUCAUCUAGUUCAAUUCAUCGCCUUGUCUCGAUUGGACACAAAUUUACCGUUAACAAAUAAAUAUCAAGCUGCUUAUUUACCAUUUCGAAUGCUGCGCGAUGAAGAUAAACCACCUCAUUGUAGUGAUUUGCCUGAUACUGUCAAUCAAGCCUUGGAGCUUUUGUUCUUGGUUGACGAAGAUUGGUGGUCACCAUUAGUCAAAAUAUGGGAAAAAGUAACAUGCAACUUCGAAGCAAGACAAGCGUCGCAACAUGUUCUCGAAACAGUUGUCCAAUCGAUUCCAGAAGCGGCAGGUUUUUUUAUCGAAGCUACUAUUGAUGCAGUUCAAUUUAAAUGUGAUGAAUAA
Rotaria socialis is the source of this 1041-nucleotide messenger RNA. Lineage: Eukaryota; Metazoa; Rotifera; Eurotatoria; Philodinida; Philodinidae. The record is from the annotation of a GenBank genome assembly.